GCCUACUUGGCGGCACCGCCAUGCUGUUGCUGUUGCUGCUGCUGCCGCCGCUGCGUCCCUUCGCCCGGUUGCACACGCCGGGGUCCGCCGCCGCUCGCCGGCUCCUCCACAUCAGCCGGAACCGGCGGAAGGACGGGCUGAGGACAGUCUCCUCCCAGGACAGCGGGGAGCAAACCGUAAAGGGGAAUAAUAAUCCGCAGCGGGACAAGGAAAACUACGAUCUGUCUAAAUAUCCAGUUGAAAAUAUUAGAAAUUUCAGCAUAAUUGCACACGUAGACCAUGGGAAAAGUACACUUGCAGAUAGACUUCUGGAAAUAACAGGGGCAAUUAUCAAGACUGAACACAACAAACAAGUACUAGAUAAACUGCAAGUGGAACGAGAACGAGGUAUUACAGUGAAAGCACAGACAGCAACUCUCUUUUACAGCCAUGCAGGAAGAACCUACCUCCUAAACCUGAUCGACACACCAGGUCACGUGGAUUUCAGCUAUGAAGUUUCUCGAUCAUUGGCUGCUUGUCAGGGUGUUCUCUUGAUAGUGGAUGCCAAUGAGGGUAUUCAAGCACAGACUGUGGCAAACUUCUACCUUGCCUUUGAAUCGCAGCUAAUGAUAAUUCCAGUGAUAAACAAGAUUGACCUCAAGCAUGCAAACCCUGACAGGGUUGAAAAACAGAUUGAAAAGGUCUUUGAUAUUCCGAAAGAAGAAUGUAUCAGGAUUUCAGCCAAACUAGGAACAAAUAUAGAUCGAGUUUUGGAAGCAGUUGUUGAAAAGAUUCCACCGCCUCGUGCAAACAUUUCAGAUCCAAUGAGAGCUUUGGUGUUCGACUCCACCUAUGACCAUUAUAGAGGAGUUAUAGCCAGCAUUGCACUCUUUGAUGGAUUGGUGCAAAAGGGGGACAAAAUAAUGUCAUCUUACACCAAGAAAGUGUAUGAAGUUAAUGAAGUCGGAAUCCUAAGGCCCGAUCAGUACCCAGUAGAACAGCUGUGUGCUGGACAAGUGGGUUACUUGGUAGCUGGAAUGAAGGAGGUGAAGGAAGCACAGAUUGGAGACACCCUUUAUUUACAGAAACAUCCUGUGGAGCCACUAGCUGGGUUCAAACCUGCCAAACCAAUGGUCUUUGCAGGAAUGUACCCUAUUGACCAAUCUGAGUAUACCAACUUAAGGAAAGCGGUGGAGAAGUUGACACUGAAUGAUUCCAGUGUGACAGUUCACCGGGAUAGCAGCCCAGCCCUGGGGGCUGGCUGGAGGUUAGGUUUUUUGGGACUUCUGCACAUGGAGGUAUUCAACCAACGAUUGGAACAAGAGUACAAUGCAUCAGUCAUUCUUACUGCCCCUACAGUUCCAUAUAAGGCAGUUCUUCAAUUAUCCAGCAAAUUAAUUAAGGAAUAUGGAGAAGAAGAAAUUACAAUAUUAAACCCAUGCCAUUUUCCUGAUAGGAACCAAGUUAAAGAAUAUCUGGAACCAGUAGUCAUCGGCACUAUCCUCAGUCCUGAUGAUUACAUUGGGAAAAUAAUAUCUCUUUGUAAGAAUCGAAGAGGAAUUCAGAAGAAUAUGGUUUACAUUGAUGAACAGAGAGUUAUGAUGCAAUACCAAUUUCCAUUAAAUGAAAUUGUGGUAGACUUUUACGACAGUUUAAAAUCUCUUUCUUCAGGAUAUGCCAGUUUUGACUAUGAAGAUGCAGGUUACCAGGCAGCUGACCUAAUUAAAAUGGAUAUUUACCUCAAUGGAAAAUGUGUGGAGGAACUCACAAUGGUUGUGCACAGGGAGAAAGCUUAUUUUUCUGGUAAAGCAAUAGCAGAACGUUUAAAGGAGACAAUACCACAGCAACUUUUUGAAAUCGCCAUUCAGGCAGCAAUAGGCAGCAAAGUCAUAGCACGAGAAACUAUUAAAGCUGUGAGAAAAAAUGUCUUGGCAAAAUGUUACGGUGGAGACAUAACUCGAAAAAUGAAGCUACUGAAGAGACAAGCUGAAGGGAAGAAAAGGAUGAGGAAAAUCGGCAAUGUGGAAAUACCAAAGGAUGCCUUCAUAAAUAUACUAAAAAGACAAAAGGACAAGUAAAGUUAAUGUGCAGGAAGGAACUGCAGAUGCUGGUUUAAACCGAAGAUAGAUACAAAAUGCUGGAGUAACUCAACGGGACAGGCAGCAUCUCUGGAAAGAAGGAAUGGUUGAUGUCAAGACUUUUCUUCAGACGUUGUUAAGUCGACAUAUUACGUCAAAUGUUAAGUUCUUCAUCUUCUGCACAUACAGCAAGGAGAUAAAAUGGCCAAGCAUAAGAGUGGAAUGGAUUCUUCAUAUACAUAUUGUACAUAACAGUCAACAUACAUCAAAAAUAAUGUAAUUUUGAUGAAUUGGUAUGAUGGGUGUAUAUAAAUACAAUUAUAUUAUAGUGUGGAAUUUCUCGAACAGUUGGAGCCAAUCUGCAUAAUUUCUGCCAUUUCAAAUCCAAAAUUAAGACCAGUGAGAAAAAACUGUUUUAUAAUUCUCUGUAUCAAUAAUGUGAUGAAGAUUGCUUUUUUCAGAAGUAUUUAUUUUUACUGUAAAUAUAUUUGUCAAAUGAAAUUAAAUUCCCUUUGAAACAUAAAUGCAAUUUUAAUAUA
Molecule: messenger RNA, 2596 nt
Organism: Amblyraja radiata (thorny skate)
Lineage: Eukaryota; Metazoa; Chordata; Chondrichthyes; Rajiformes; Rajidae
Gene: guf1
Product: GTP binding elongation factor GUF1
Exons: 17
Coding region: 21-2057 (678 amino acids)
Biological process (GO): positive regulation of translation
Cellular component (GO): mitochondrion
Molecular function (GO): GTP binding; GTPase activity; mitochondrial ribosome binding
Source: RefSeq, a predicted model, not a curated record